Molecule: messenger RNA, 1639 nt
Organism: Ruditapes philippinarum (Manila clam)
Lineage: Eukaryota; Metazoa; Mollusca; Bivalvia; Venerida; Veneridae
Product: coadhesin-like
Exons: 10
Coding region: 101-1471 (456 amino acids)
Molecular function (GO): protein binding
Source: RefSeq, a predicted model, not a curated record
UCCAAAUUUAGAUAAAUUCACCAAAAAGGUCGUUUCAUAAUGAUAAACUUUUCAAAAACUUUCAUCUAGAGGAUAUAGAUAGAGGAAAUCUUUUAUAACGAUGUUUUAUAUGUUACUUAAGUAUGUUGGAGUGGUGAUGCUUUUGCAUAUCCCAUUUGCAGAAGCAUUAGAAUGCUAUGGAUGCGUGAACAUCACUGAUCCAGCAACAUGCAGCACAACACUCAUGUGUGACGCUAACCAGGUCUGUAACCAAGUGUCUGUUAUCUCGGGACAACAAAGGACAUUCACGUUAGGAUGUAUAUACGUAAAGCAAUGUGAAGCCGCUCCAGGUAGUCAAAGUUCUCUGAUUGGUAGAGACGUGAAUAAACGACAAGACAAAAGGUGCCACGAGUGUUGCUCCACUGAUUUAUGUAACAGCAUUCUUUGUCCUCGCACAAACCCUGAUGUUUGCAUAGACGAUAACACAAUCGAUUGUCCUAGGCUGAACUCAGUGUUUGGAAUUUGCAAGGAUAUUUUACAUGCCAAGGGAGUGUGUCGAAAUUUUUGUGGACUUUGUGGCGUAGUUGAUGGUUUAUGGACGGAAUGGACGUCUUGGUCGCCUUGUGAUGUAACAUGUGAGGACGGUCAGCAGUCUCGAUCACGGUCAUGCACUAAUCCUGCACCAAAGGAUGGAGGUGAAGAUUGUAUUGGAAACAAUGUAGACAGUAAAGUAUGCCAUAAACCUCUUUGUCCUGUACACGGACAAUGGAGCGUCUGGGGUAUAUGGGGAGCAUGUUCGGCUACGUGUGAUAUAGGAAUACAACAACGACAACGAAACUGUACGAACCCUGCUCCUCUUCGGUUUGGAGAUCACUGUUUCGGCGCCAAUAUUGACGAUAGGAUAUGUCUUGCUACAGCUUGUGCAAAUGGUGGCUGGACGGAAUGGGAAAACUGGGGAAGCUGUAGCAUAACCUGUGGCGGUGGAUUCCGCCAUAGGUCUAGGAAAUGCUCACGACCAAAGCCUUCAAUUACUGGGCAAUAUUGCGAGGGAGAUUCGAUGGAAGUAGGAUCGUGUAAUACUAAUAUAUGCAAAGUACAAAUAGUUGCAUUCCGUUCAGAAGACAUAGGUGUUAUACGUAAUUUUCAUGGAACAAGACUUGUUUUCAAAACUGUCACCUUGAAUGCAGGCAAUGGAUAUAACAACAAUACUGGAAUUUUCACUGCACCAAUGGCAGGAAUGUACAUGUUUUCUAUACAGUUAUGUUCAGUUCAAACUACGGACUUCAUAUAUGCAAUAGUUGUAGAUGGCGUUGAUGUUAAAAGGGGCCAUUUCAACGAUGCAAACUGGACAUCUUGUUAUUCUGCAGAUACAGUCUUACUUCUGAAUAAAGACAACCAAGUUUGGAUAAAAGGCACAUCAGACGACUACACACCUAUCCUUUCAAGAGAUGCCUACACGGCUACCUUUUCAGGCUUUAUGGUGCAUAGCUAAGUGUAUACUGUAAUUUAUUAUACCCCCACUCAAUCGAAGUUUUUGGGAUGUUGUAGUUAGCUUGUCUGUAUAAAGGUUUAUGGACCCCUGAGGUCAAGGUCAAUAUCAAUGUUACUAAAUAUUUAUCAUAAAGAUAUUGAUAAACAAACGAUUUAACUCUUUUAACAA